Molecule: messenger RNA, 1457 nt
Organism: Diuraphis noxia (Russian wheat aphid)
Lineage: Eukaryota; Metazoa; Arthropoda; Insecta; Hemiptera; Aphididae
Gene: Naa80
Product: N-alpha-acetyltransferase 80
Biological process (GO): protein acetylation
Cellular component (GO): cytoplasm
Molecular function (GO): N-acetyltransferase activity; acetyl-CoA binding
Source: RefSeq, a predicted model, not a curated record
AAUAUUUAGAUAUAUUUAUUAUUUAUUUAUGUACAUAUUUCUAAUUAUCCUGUAAUCAAUAUGUUUUUGUUGUUAACAAUUUCUAUCAGUUGUAUCUAUUUAAACUUAAAAUUUGUAAAUUGUUAUAUCUUAUAAUAUUCGAUUCGAGUUGGAAUUUGCUGCAUACGGCAUACCUGGUAACUAUACAUUAUACAACUACAUUAGAAUGGCAAUGGAACAAUUAGAAGUAUUUCCAUUACACCGAAAUAAACACUUCAUCAAACAAUGUUGUGCUUUAAUUAAUUCAGAAUGGUCACGCAGUGAAGUGGCCAGGUUACACAGUUUAGAGGCAUCUUGUGAUACUUUGCCUACAUCUUUGGUAUUGGUAAAAACAGAAGAAGAUAAUUCCAAGAAAGUUAUAGGACAUUCAAAAAUUACUCCAAUACCAUCUAUUCCUGAUGGUGGUUUCAUCGAAACAGUGAUCAUAGUAAAUCAUCACCGAGGACAAGGACUAGGAAAAUAUCUUAUGUACAAGACUGAAGAAUACAUAAAAACAUUGGGUUUAAAUGUUGCAUAUUUGUCUACAAUAGACAAACAAGAGUUUUACUCAAAACUUGGAUAUAUUCCAUGUCAGCCAAUUUCAAUUUAUGGUGGCGGUUUGAGUAGCAUCAAUAAAUCAAAAGUGGUUUCUGUGAUUGUGCCAUCAAGAAAAACAUUCAUGAAAAAACAAUUGAAAUGAAACCAUUUUUAAGUUUAUUAUUGUUCAUAUUUUAAACUGUAAACGAGAAAUACAUAUCCCUGAUAGAAUUGUGUAUUUAUCGCACAUUUAACACCGUUAACACUUCCUAACAGCUUUAAGUUUAAUAUCARCUCUAAUAUUAAUUAAUUUAUGUAUAUAUUGUUGGGUAGUAACAUAACACAAGUCACAAAUCACAAAUUACUGUAACAAAACUGUUUUUGCAGUAACUCUUAGAGUUCGGAUCGAUGGCUUGGCAAUAUACCUAGCACCUGCAAUAUUUUAAAUGAGUGGGAGAGCACUAAAUCAAUACAUUUUUGAGAAUAAAAGGUACGCAAAAUUGUAAACUUACCUGAAGUGUUCUAUUGCUUGGCCCGACUCUAGUAACUCUGUAGUCUGUAAUGAUUUCGUUAUAUUUUAUUUAAAUUGAUGCGAUUGUAGUGAAAUAACUUUAUAAAACUAAUGCCUAUGGAAUAAUGUGUUAUUUUCCACAUGAUUAAAAUAUGUUAUGAAUGUAAAAUGUAUGACAAAAUCUAAGUGCUAGGACAUAUGAGAAGAAUUAAAAAUCAAAAUUUAAUUUGUUUAUGAUUCUAAAAGCUUUAAAUAAUAAUCAACAAUAUUAUUAAAGAUUCCAAUAAUUAAUGCUUAUACAUUUUGUUCAUGUAAUAAUGUACCUUCAUCAUAAAUGAUGUAUUUAUACUUAUAAACUAUAAUGUAUAAUGUAUAACAUUAUGCUAUUACU